Euleptes europaea (tarantolino) is the source of this 1467-nucleotide messenger RNA. RefSeq names its product tRNA methyltransferase 6 non-catalytic subunit (gene TRMT6). Gene Ontology annotation, cellular component: tRNA (m1A) methyltransferase complex; nucleus. The transcript is spliced from 11 exons. The record is from RefSeq and is a predicted model, not a curated record. The coding region runs from base 1 to 1467 and encodes 488 amino acids. Gene Ontology annotation, biological process: tRNA methylation. Lineage: Eukaryota; Metazoa; Chordata; Lepidosauria; Squamata; Sphaerodactylidae.
AUGGAGGAGAGCGUGAGGUCGGGGUCCCUCCACGUGAUCCACGAGGGGGACUGGGCAGUGCUCAAGCGAAACGAAGUCUUCAAGGCGGUGGCUGUGCUGAGGCGAAGAAAAAUUAUCUUUGAAAAGCAAUGGUUCUAUCUGGAUAAUGCCAUUGGGCACAUUUAUGGAACGACCUUUGAAGUGACCGGUGGGGGAAGCCUUCAGCCAAAAAAGAGGGUGGAAGAGGCAACUGCAGAAACAAAGGAAGCAGGUACAGAUAACCGGAACAUAAUUGAUGAUGGGAAGUCUCAGAAACUGACUCACGAUGAUAUAAAGGCUUUGAAGGAUAAAGGCAUUAAAGGACAGGAAAUAGUUCAGCAGCUGAUAGAAAACAGUGCCACGUUCAGAGACAAGACUGAAUUUGCCCAGGAUAAAUACAUAAAGAAAAAGAAGAAAAAGUAUGAGGCAGUCAUUACAAUCAUAAAGCCGUCUACACGAAUUCUGUCGACAAUGUACUAUGCAAGAGAACCGGGGAAAAUCAACUAUUUACGAUACGAUACUCUAGCCCAAAUGUUGACUUGGGGAAACGUCCAUGCUGGGAACAAGAUGAUCAUAAUGGAAACCUGUGCAGGAUUGGUGCUGGGUGCGGCAAUGGAACGGAUGGGGGGUUAUGGAUACAUUAUUCAGAUGUACCCUGGAGGUGAAGCCGUUCGAGCAGCCACAAACUGUUUUGGGUUUCCAGAAUCCUUUUUCCAGACACUUUACGAGUUCCCUCUCAACAAAGUGAGAAAUCUUCUCUCCGGAACAUUUUCUAUCAAGGUAUUGCCUUCAGAGUCUGAAGAGAACAUCCCAUUGGCAGAAGAAAGCAAUGGGUCAUUGGAUGAGAAGGAACUUUCCACACAAGAAACGGAUAUGGAAUGCGGUACCGAGAUAGCGACGGAGUCCAGUCCACCUGACGAACAAGAAAUGGUGGAUAUUCCUACCGAUGGGGAGGCAUUGGAAGAUAAUAAAGCAAAGGGAACUAUGCGUGACAAACAAAGGAAACAAGAGGAAAGGAGGAAAAAGUUGAUAGAAACCGCAGCCUUGUUGAGAGACAAAGAUGCUGAUGGUUUAAUUGUAGCCAGUCGAUUCCAUCCAGUGCCUGUAUUACUCUCGUUAUUAGAAUUUGUUGCUCCCUCAAGGCCUAUCGUUGUCUACUGCCAAUAUAAAGAGCCGUUACUGGAAUGCUACACAAAACUGAGAGAGAGGGGCGGUGUUAUUAAUCUAAAGCUUUCCGAAACCUGGUUACGCAACUAUCAGGUCUUGCCAGAUCGAAGUCACCCCAAAUUGACCAUGAGUAGCGGCGGAGGGUACCUGUUGACAGGCAUCACUGUAAUAAAUGAAAAUCUAAAAAUUGAUGACUGCUCAGAAGAGAAAACUGAAGAACCAACAUCCAAAAAACGUAAACUUCAAGAGCCGCCAGCACUCAAAGAAGACAUUUUCCUUUAA